Kwoniella shivajii is the source of this 4797-nucleotide messenger RNA. RefSeq lists its product as uncharacterized. Gene Ontology annotation, molecular function: phosphorelay sensor kinase activity; histidine phosphotransfer kinase activity; protein binding. The transcript has 9 exons. The coding region runs from base 1 to 4797 and encodes 1598 amino acids. NCBI's taxonomy places the organism in Eukaryota, Fungi, Basidiomycota, Tremellomycetes, Tremellales, Cryptococcaceae. Gene Ontology annotation, biological process: protein autophosphorylation; phosphorelay signal transduction system. The record is from RefSeq and is a predicted model, not a curated record. Gene Ontology annotation, cellular component: plasma membrane.
AUGGGACACGAAGUCAAUCCCAGCCCGCGUGCUCAAUCUUCAUCUGCCGCCUUCCUUCAUCAUCUUCAUACCAAUCCAUCUUCUCAUCAUAUCACACUCUCUGCCAGCAGCCAGGGUGGUGGUCCCUCGUCGUCACCUAGAUCAGUCACCCUUCCAUUAGAGCCUGGGGAGGGAAGCAAAAUCAAUAGGUCCCCCACCAAAUCCACGACAUUUCCCUUGUCCCAAGCUGCUGCCGGCCCCUCUAAUAUGAGUGGGAUUGGCUCCCUAGAGAGGAAAUCAUCAGGAAAGAGAGUCAGACCCAAAACUGCACCCGGAAGGGAAGAACUGUAUCCUGCAUCAUCCCCGAACCUGGAUCGCAACUCAGUGCCUUCCCCCUCUGAAUCGCAAGAACACCUUGCUCAACUCGCUAACUCGCAAGAUUCGUGCAUCGCUGCGUUUGCUCAAGAUGAGUCAGGAUUGUCAGAAGCUAUGGACUUGCUCUCCGUAGCUAACGGAGGUGAAAUGAAAAAACAGACGUUGUUAUUAGGAAGGGCUGGGUCGCUAGCUGGGUCUGGUUCGAGUGAAGCCCCUGCAGCUUCAAUGUCCUGGAAAUCUUUCUCUCAUGCGUACGCUCAUGGCUUGUUCGAUCCCAACAAGAUCCCUAUUCCUCCGCAAUCGGAUGUUUCCCCAACAGCCAUUCACUCCACUCAUUCUUCUCCUGGCAAAACAUACGCCCCGACACUGCCGUCGAAUUUCAACGAAGUCACGAGCAGUUCUGAAGGAUAUAGUUCGAAAAGUUCCGGUGGUUCGACAAUGACAUCCGUUAGUUCAGCUCCGUCGACAUCAGCAGGCUCAGUCAAUAAGCCUGGGUCAAUGGCAGCCGCAUUGGCAGCGAGAAAGAAAGCUUUCGAGUUGGAACACUUGGCACAUCGACCUUCAGAUGCCAUUCUGCGUCCAGACAAACUCACGCUUCCAUCGUAUUCCCUUGCCGCGGCUACCGUCCGAAUGGCUUCUUCAGGAUUGCGAGAUUCGGACUUCGCUCCACUAUCCAUGCCCAGUCCUGAAAGGGAAUUACUGGACCCAAUGGCUUCUUUUGUUUCUCCUGAUUCGGGAAGCACCAUGCGCGAUAGUGCCAGCUCCGAUCCUGGUUCAUCGAGGUAUCCUCUUCACCGCAGCAUGUCCAGCGCGGUCGGCACCAAUCCCGCCAGUACACUACGAUUGCCGACCAUCCAAGCGAGUCCUGUCAGUACCCCGAAUGAACCGCACGGAAAAGGGAAAGCGAGAGCAGGGAGGGAUUCAUCACCUCAGCAAGCACGUUUAGGCGUUGUCAACAGCCGGAUUCCACCCGCGUCGGCGCCAUUAGAGAAAAGAGGCGAGAAAGCCGACACGCCUACUGAUUACUUCGGCUCCGCCUCCCCGGUCACUGGCAGCUCAGGAUCUUCCUCUUCCAUUGCAGAUGACCCAACACCGAAAAACUUGUCAAAAGCUCCUGAUCCACCUUCCAAAUCAACUCCCCCUCGGUCCAGUACUGAGAGAAUUCCCGAACUUGCAACUGCACAAGACAUUGGACCCCUCUUCGAAAAAGUAGGAUGGUUAGCUGCGCCAGUCCCACCAGACGAAGUGGCCCGACGUCGAGCUUUAUACCGUUUCAACAUUCUUCAUACGACCGCCGACUUGAACUUUGAUCGCAUAGCUCAUAUGACCAAACUUGUCUUUAACCCUAAGAUUGUGUUGAUCGCUUUGAUAGACAGCGACACUCAAUGGCACAAGACCCAGAGCGGACUUGGAGUAGAAGAAUCUGCCAGGAUAUCGAGCUUCUGCAGUCACUCGGUGUCCGACGAACCAUUUGUUGUCCUUGAUACUAAAAUGGACUGGAGAUUUGAAAAUAACCCACAGGUCAUUGGACCGCCGCACAUCCGUUUCUACGCCGGUGCGCCGUUACGCACAGCGGAUGGGCAUAAUGUCGGCAGUCUGUGCAUCAUCGACGACAAGCCUCGAGCAGAAUUCCCUCCCAGAUCAAGGUUGAUAUUGAAGGAGUUCGCAGCUAUCGCUAUGAGAGAGAUGGAGCUAUGGCGAGACAAGAUUUCAAUGGAAAAGUUCACUCGAGAGUGCCUUGAGAUGGAUGUGACAUCUUCUUCAUCGAACGCCGAAGCAGCAGCCAAAAUGGACAAGGUCUACAGCCGUGCAGCCCAGUUGGUUUGCUCUACUCUGGAUAUGGAUGGAUGUUUUAUCCUCGAUAUAAGUCAAAUCGAGAUGACACAGGUCGAAACUUCAACAGGUAAACAAACGGUAUAUCGUGCCGAUCCUUACAGCUCGGGUGAACAGCAGUCACCGGUAUUGGAACGGAAUGAGGCCUUUGGACCUGUGAACCCAUUCCCUUUACUUGCUACUGUAUCCAACUCAACGCCUCCUACUCGCGCCUUGAGCCCAAAUGAACACGAAAAGUUGUCCGAAUUCUUACGGGAUUAUCGAGAUGGCAAGAUUUUCGAAAGCAUCGCUCCAACCUGGAUUCGCUAUCUUUUCCCUUCAUUGUUCAGGUAUGGAAUGGUAGUUCCGGUCUACGGCGUCGAUCAGCAACCAUUCGCCAUGAUAUGUGCUUACUCCACGAACAAGUCAAAACAGUUCUUGGAAGGAUACGAGCUUCAGUUCUUGCGAGCUAUAGGUGUCAUCAUACUGUCCGCCGUGCUGAGACGACGAAUGGUAUUAGCCGACAAAACCAAGAGCGUAUUAAUAUCAUCUGUCAGUCAUGAACUUCGAACUCCCUUGCACGGUAUUCUAGCAGCCGCGGAACUGCUCAGCGACACAGCACUCGACUCUAAUCAACAAGCAUUUUUGAAGACCGUGCAGACUUGCGGUAACUCCUUGAUAGAGACUGUCAAUCACGUACUGGAUUUCACGAAACUCUCCGGAUCACAGAGCGGCAAGCAGGCUAUACACAAACUUGGAAAGGUCGACCUAUCGGCUCUAGUAGAACAAACAGUCGAAGGAUGCUGGAUCGGUCAAAGGGCUAGAUUCUUUAUGGGUGAUGCUGAUAUUGGAAGUUUCUAUGCUCCGCCGACCUCGAGUGGUUUAGUACCAAGGUCACAAAGAGCUGUUGUGGGAGAGAAACUGUCACAUGUUGAGACUGUUAUAGAUAUCGACCAAAGGGAGAAAGGAUGGAUGGUGAGAUGCGAAAAAGGUGGUCUACGACGGGUUCUCAUGAAUCUUGUCGGAAACUCGUUCAAGUUUACCACCGAUGGAUAUGUCCAAAUCACUCUACGAGAGAUGCCGCAUCCACCAGGUGCCAAGUCGGUCCCCGUAGAGAUGGCAGUGAUUGAUACCGGAAAGGGUAUUGGCAAAGACUUCUUAAAGGAUCAACUGUUCCACCCUUUCUCUCAAGAGAAUCCGUUACAAACAGGUACUGGUUUAGGACUUGCCAUUGUAAACUCUAUCGUACGGUCCGAAAGUGUCAAUGGCAAGGUAGAUGUCUGGUCUUCUGAGGGAAUGGGAACGGAAAUCAGGGUUUCAUUCGAAGUGGAAGUGGUCGAUGACGACGAUGAUGCUUCUUCAACCUCGUCCGAGGUGUCAAAUAGCGCUGCGUCCGCAUUUGGUCACGGACUCACCGUUUCAUUCGUUGGAUUCAGCCCGGAACAUAGUGGACAUCGACUUUCUUUGGAGGUACUAUCCAUGUAUGUCAACUCAUGGCAAUUCGGUAUCAUGGACGAUCCUUCACUGGCCGAUGUAAUCGUGAUCAAUGACGAUGAGAACCUGUUGAACCGAUAUGGGAACAGUGGUAAACCGUUAUUGUAUACAGUCUCAACUAGAGGUUCAGAUACCAACAAAUUGCCCACGAUGCUGAAUGACUUAGGUGGAUUCUGUGGUACUGUGUAUAAACCCAUUGGGCCGAGCGCAUUGCAUCAAACAUUAAGAAGAGCAAUUCAAUGGAUAGAAGACCGUCAAAAUGGUAUUGACCAUACUGUAGAUUAUCGUUCAAUGAACGGAUUGGAUACUAUCGGAUAUAACGAACGCGAAAGACCAUCAAUAUCAAGAGGGUCUUCUGGAGCUUCGGCGGAGAGUAAUUCAACCAUCAGUGAACUAUCUUCCGUCAGAUUCGCCCAGCCUUUGAGAGAUCAUAGAUUACCAUUACAAAGAAGAAGAUCAGAAGAGAACGAACAAGUUCAUACCAGACCUUCUCUAGGACCAAGAGGAAUCACCUAUCAUGUUCCAAGAAGAGUACCCUCAGUUGCAAGCGAUGAUACAGCCCAUUCAUCUCCCCAACAAGGGUCAGCUUCUCCAACUUCGACUAUAUCUACGAUUUCAUUAGCGGAUGGAGGCGUCAUGUUAAAAGCUGCCACUGUACCGACUGAAACUCCGAGGAAAGGAAGGAAGGCAAGAGUCAUGGUAGUCGAGGACAAUGUCAUUAACAGAAGAGUGUUAGGAGCUUUCUUGAAGAAAAAGGGCUUCGAAUACGCUGAAGCAGUAGAUGGUCGAGCCGGUGUGGAGCUGUUCGAGGAUACACCUGCCAAUUACUGGGAUGUAAUCCUCAUGGACAUCUCGAUGCCAGUGAUGAAUGGCCACGAUGCUACGCGUGCGAUUCGAAAGGUCGAAGCUCAGAGACGUGAUGCACCACAGGACAUACCAUUUGUUCCGCCACCAGGAAGACCUGUAUCCAUCCCUCCUGUCAAAGUGGUUCAAGCCAGAGCCAAAAUCUUCGCUUUGACAGGUUUAGCCACACAGGACGAUAAGAGAGAGGCAUUUGGAAACGGUGUUGAUGGAUAUCUAGUGAAACCAGUGUCGCUAGCUAGCUUAGAUGCCAUAUUCAAAAAAAUCGGAUUCUGA